Messenger RNA from Symbiodinium pilosum, 387 nucleotides. Lineage: Eukaryota; Dinophyceae; Suessiales; Symbiodiniaceae. The record is from the annotation of a GenBank genome assembly.
GAGCCUGAGGAAACGGAAGAGAAGGCAGAGGAGGAGGAAGCGGCGAAGGUAGAGACGGAGGAGCCAACAGACGUUGCAGGCGAGGGUGCCGAGGCUGUGCAGGAAGAGGCGGCAAAGGGUGAGUCCGAAGAAAAGGAUGCCGAGGAGAAGGCAGAGGAAGAACAGGAGGAGACUCCGGAGGAAGAGACGAAAAAGGAGGAGGCCGAAGCCGCACCCAUGGACGACAAGGAGGAAGAGAAGGAUGAAAUGUCAGCCUUCCUGGAGGACAUCGAGCAGAUAGAUGAGGCCAAAGGCAAAGAGGCAGUGGCUGAGACUGCGGCUGCGGAACCUGACAAGGAACCGGAGGAGGAUGUCAGCAUGGAGGUAUGCGAAGAGGCUGCAGCUGAG